ACCCAGAAUGCCUGAAGCUGUUGAAAGGAAAUGCCGUUUUGCAAAGAGGUUUCGCUCCAACAGCUGCAGUUUAAGCGAGGAAUACAGGGGGAGGGUUGGGAGAGAGAGGGAGGGAGGUAUGAGCGGCAGAGAGAGAGACCUGCUAAUAAUACUGCAGUUGGACUGGGGCGGAGGGAAAGAAGCUGUCAUGCACAGAGCUCCCUCCCUGGAAAGCCUGCAAGAACAGCUGGGCUGCAUGAGAAUGCCACGGGCAUGAAAAUGAGUUUCUUGCAAAGUUUGACCUGGCUGUCUUUCUGAUGCUGCAGCAGAAACUGAAGCAGGAUUUUGUUCCCCCACCGUCCAAGGGACUGAUCCACUGGAGAGGCUGAAAUGCAAUUCAGAUCCUGCCCCCUGAUUUAUUUCUUGCAACAAGAGGAAGCUUGCAGCAGCGAGGGGGAAUCGCUCCUGCUUUUCUCACCUUCCGAGACAUAAAGCAAAAAACAAAACAAAAAACCCGACCCUACACACACACACACACACACAGCAAAUACAGGUCUGGCUGGAAAAGCCUGGCAAACGGAUGCACGAAGAAGCUGCUGUCCCGGCACCAAGAAGCCCCCAGCAGCUGCAGCUCCGAAGCGAUCUGAGACUGUGAAUGACAUUUAUCCGGGGCGGGGGGGGAGAGGGGAGGUGCAUUUGUGAAAAUGCAAAGUCCCCCCAAGGUGCAGGAUGCUGUGAAGCUCUGAAGACACAAGGAUCCGGAAGCACAGACUGGGGGGAAGGCUGUUCUCUCUCUCUCUCUCUCUCUGUUCACACACACGCAAAGGACCCUCGCCCCAUGCCUGCAGGUGAUUCCCUGGGGGUGACGGCGAGCCUGGUCCCCAGAGACAAGACGGAGGAGGGCGGGCUGCGGAGCCAGGGCUGCCGAGACAUCCGAGGACACAGGCGGCGUGACAUGCGAUCCACUGCAACAGCGAACUAAAAGCCCAGCGCUGGAAGAGGAGGAGGAGGGGUGGGGGCAAGCUGCGAAGCCACCGCCGGGCUCGUAUCCUCCCGGCUUCGCAUCCUUCCCCAGCCCAGGUGGCGGGUGAGUGGCGAUGUCACGGGAGGCGAUUGUUCGCUGCAGGCUGGGUCAGCGCGGCGGAUCGUGACCUGGGGGAGAGCAGCCAGGAAGCAGCUCCAACUACCAGUAGCCGCAGAGAAAGUUUGACAAAACUUCUAGAGAUCUCAGAGCCGGCUCCUCCCCAUCCCGCAGCCAGGUCCGGAGAGGAGAGGUGGAAGGACUAAACCCAGGCGGGGUAGCCCCCCUCCCACAGCUCGCGGAAAGCCCAGGAGGGGAGGAGACAGGGCGUCUGCCGGGCUUCCAGUGAUGUUUUUGCAGUUGGAAUCCGCAGUGAUUGAGGGAAGAAGGGAGAGCAACGUUGAAACAGAAAUCAGCGAAGUGGUGCAACAGAAAAGCUAAAAUAUCUCCUUGGGAACUGCUCUCAUUUUCGUCAUUUCCCCUCCUGUUUUAUUUCUAAAUGCAAAGCUGGGGGAAUGUGAUGUGUGACAAAGACCUGUGGUUUAUUAUUUAAGCUAUUACUUAAAAAAAAAAAAAAUAUCAGCAACACCCAUAUCUCCGCCACCUACAGAAGCCUGCAAAUCAGAGAGAUGUGGCUGAUUUAACAUUUUCCAUCUUGAUUUUUUAAUUACAGUACUAUUUUUCUUUGCAAAAGGAAGUUAUGAACAACUGCAAGUCCGGAAGUGGAAAUCUACAGGAGCUGUGACCAGAAGUAUUUUAUUAUUUAUAUAGAUGUGUCUAUCAGCAUUCUGCUUUUUCAUCCAAAGAAUAAAGGGAAAUGCUCGCUUUGCCGAUGUUUCAUGGUGAACAGAUGGCAUUCAAGAAAAAGGAAGGACUAAAUAUCUCAUCUUUAAAAAAGGAGAGGAUUAUUUAUUGAACUCAAGACUUUUUUUAAUCCAAAGAAGAUAUGAAUGAAAGAUUUCUUGUGUCAUUAACUGGAGAAUAAGAAAAGGCCCCUCUGCUUCUGAAGUGCAGCUAACUCCAUAAGAGCCGAAGCAGCAGCGAUAAUACUGAAAUUCAAAUAAAGACUCUAUGUGAUGAAUUUUCUAUCCUAUGGAUAUCAAUUUUGAGAUUACAAAGCAGGAAGAUCUAUAUUUGAUCUAGCACCAUAUCAUUUCAAUGCCUAAUCUUCCCCAGGAUUGCUGGAGUGUCCUAGGAAUUGCACUGGUGUUGUAUGCCAUGGGCUGUAUUCAGAGUAUUAGCUGCAAAUCCAAAGUUUUCCGGGAAAGUAUUUCAGUGAUUGAAGUGAAAGCCUCCAUCGAUCCCGUUCCCACCAGCAUUGACGAGUCAUCCAGCGUGGUUCUGCGAUACCGGACCCCUCACUUUCGAGCCUCUGCCCAGGUCUUGGUACCCCCUAUCCCUAAGAAAGAGACCUGGAUUGUGGGUUGGAUUCAGGCGUGUAGCCAUAUGGAGUUUUACAACCACUACGGGGAGCAGGGAAUGUCGAGUUGGGAGCUCCCGGAUCUGCAAGAUGGCAAGAUCCAGGCCAUAAGUGACUCAGAUGGCGUGAACUACCCCUGGUACGGCAACACCACAGAAACGUGCAUGAUUGUGGGGCCCACCAGGAAGGAAUCCAAGUUCACCAUCAGUAUGAAUGAUAACUUCUACCCAAGCGUCACGUGGGCGGUACCUGUGAGCGAGAGCAACGUGGCAAAACUCACGAGCAUCCACCGGGAUCAAAGCUUCACCACCUGGUUGGUUGCCACCAACACAGCCACCAGCGAGAUGGUGACCCUGCAGACUAUUAAGUGGCGCAUGAGGUUGGGCAUAGAGGUGAAUCCCAGCAGACCCUUGGGGCAGCGUGCCACGCUGGGGCAACCCUUUGCUCAAGAGCAGCCCCAGGUCCUUAACAAGAAUGAGCCAAUACCACCCAGUGCCCUUGUGAAACCCAAUGCCAAUGAUGCUCAGGUACUCAUGUGGAGGCCAAAGGAUGGGCCACCACUAGUGGUGAUCCCUUCCAAGUAUCGGUAAUAGCAACCUGACAUCCUGGCACCAGAA
Molecule: messenger RNA, 3037 nt
Organism: Caretta caretta (loggerhead turtle)
Lineage: Eukaryota; Metazoa; Chordata; Testudines; Cheloniidae
Gene: FAM78A
Product: family with sequence similarity 78 member A
Source: RefSeq, a predicted model, not a curated record